Dichomitus squalens LYAD-421 SS1 is the source of this 1092-nucleotide messenger RNA. RefSeq lists its product as uncharacterized. The record is from RefSeq and is a predicted model, not a curated record. Lineage: Eukaryota; Fungi; Basidiomycota; Agaricomycetes; Polyporales; Polyporaceae. The transcript has 7 exons. Bases 1 to 1092 code for a protein of 363 amino acids.
AUGCCUUUUCGACUCCUCUCUUCCGCUCUCGUGCACCUAUUGCGUCAGCCGGACAUUGAGUGGGAACUGGAUGCAUGGCGCUACAAACCUCCGCCACCUCCUGGCAUAUUUCACUCUAUCCAGGAUAGUCGUCGGUGGAAGGCUCUCCAGGGAGCUGACGGCGAGCCUUUUUUCGGGCCUCAAGGAGGACACGAGCUGCGCAUAGCAGUCAUUCUGCACGUCAAUUGGUUUUCGGCGUCUUCGAGCGCUUUCAGUGCGUCGUACUCGUCAGGCGCCAUAUCAUUCUCCAUCCCCAACCUACCACCAGUGCUUCGGUACCGUGUGGAAAACCUCAUCCUCAGCGCGAUGACUGAUGGCCCCAAGGAGCCUGAUGCAGAGGAACUACAGCAUUGGCUCGAGCUGGUCGUAGAUGACCUUCUCGUGCUCUUCUACCUAGGUAUAUUCGCCCCGACUGAGUCGCGCAAGGAGGGCCGACGCAUGCGGGUCGCACUCGUCUGCACAUGUGCUGAUCAUCCCGCAAUGUGCAAGGCAGCUGGCUUUGCAGACAAAAGCCAUCUAAACGCGCCAUGCACUCAGGGAAUCACCGACGCGAACCAUAUGUAUUCGGACGAAUGUCUCAAUCGAGGUUGUCUGCCCAGAAGUGCGGAACUUCAUGUGGCUCAUGCGCGAGCGUGGAAGUCGCUUGAAGAUAAGAAAGACCGCGACGAAUACUUCAAGCAGCAUGGGUCGCGGUGGUCUGAACUUAUGCGACUUCCAUACUAUGACUGUGUGGCUAUGACAGUGAUAGACCCGAUGCACAACUUAUUGCUAGGCAAGUCGGGCUUGAUCAGUGUCGUAAAAAAUCAGUGGUAUUCUCGCUGGAUCAAGGGCGGCACGUUGCGUGCCGACACAAAGGCAGGCACCAAGCGAGAAUUGUCUGUAUUGCACAGAUUCCUUGAUACAUUCGAGGCCCCCGAGUGGGUCGGUCGCCUUCCUCUCCGUGUGGGCGAGCCUGCUGGUGGCUCUCUGACAGCAGAUGAGUACAAGUUAAUGAUUAUAUGCCCGGGUAUGCUGAUUGUAAGUUGCGCUUGCCGCGUGCGCGCCCUCGUUUGA